Baudoinia panamericana UAMH 10762 is the source of this 2297-nucleotide messenger RNA. RefSeq lists its product as uncharacterized. The coding region runs from base 323 to 2074 and encodes 583 amino acids. The record is from RefSeq and is a predicted model, not a curated record. The transcript has 6 exons. Lineage: Eukaryota; Fungi; Ascomycota; Dothideomycetes; Mycosphaerellales; Teratosphaeriaceae. Gene Ontology annotation, molecular function: metal ion binding.
CCGAAGCCACCCCUCCAACACCAUUGCUUACCAAGGCAUCCGGUCUUGUUACCUAUGCGAGCUGGAUGCUAGACCUGUCUCGAUCCAUCGGGGAUGUGUCGCUGACAUGCGGCGAGGAGGACAUAGCUGGUAGCGAUGGCUACACGGAGACAGUUGGGCGGCGGGCGAGUGCUGGGCAGCGGAAAGGACCUCGCGCCGCCCCCUCCGCCGCCCAAGGCAGUCGCUGUCUCUACCCGCCUCUACCGACAAUGAAGAUCUUACGAGCCGAGUCGCGCUGGACGAGCAUGGCUCAUCACAGGCAGCAGCCGCGGCAAGCUCGAGGAUGGUGUGUCCGAUUUGCAACGAGGAGAUGAUGACGCUUCUGCAGCUGAACAGACACAUCGACGACAACCAUGCCAACCUUCAAGAAGUCGAGCAGGACGAGGCCAAGACAUGGUUCAGACAGCAGAUGAUCAAAGCGAAGAAAUUCCAGCCGCUGCAGAUGCUCAACCAGAAACUGCGCGGUCUGGAGGUGUUCGAGUCAAACAAUGACCUGCCGCCACCAAGCGUGGCAACGCCACCACCUCAGGCCAGUCGCGGAGCAUCGCCAGCCCCUGCGCGACCUGCGGAGCAUACGCCGGACCCGGACGAGCUGAUCAACAAGUCUCACUGGCAACGACCCUCCGCACACGAUGCCUGCUCGGAUCCGCUUUGCGGGAAACGGCUCGGCGGUAACGCUGGCCAAGUCAACUGCAGGCAUUGUGGAAAGCUGUUCUGCGAUGAACACACCUUGUACCAGAUGAAACUCUCUCGAUCGGCGCAGCAUGAGCCGGUGCGCGGUCUUUGGUACCGAGUCUGUGAGACGUGCUACAAGAGCCGCGAAGGCUACAACGACCACAAUGGCCGCGAGCGAAAUCACUUCGAGUAUUUCAAGUCUGCACGAAGAAAGAUCGUUGAUAAGCAGAAUCUGGAGACUAGCCGGUUGGAGACAAGGUUAACCCGCUUGACCCAGCUGCUUGCAGACCCACCUCCACCGGAGCCCACCCAAAGCGCCAGCAAGCUACUAUGGUCUUCAUUUUCUGGUAACAAGGCGCAUACUCGUGCUCUCGAGCAGUCAGUCGUGCCAUGGCAGGAAGAUGCUGACGUGCCUGCCUGCCCUUUUUGCCAGCAACCAUUCUCGCAGUACGGUCUCAGGAGACAUCACUGCCGAAUAUGUGGGCGUGUUGUGUGCGCCGAUCCGGCUACAUCUUGCUCGUCCGAGGUUGGGUUGGAUGUCGAUACCCUCACUGACAGUGUCUCAGAAAAACCCGUCGGUAAAGUCGCAGUCGAUGUGCGUAUGUGCAAGGACUGCCAGCGAACCAUAUUCAGCAAAGCCGACUUUGCGCGCGAGCUUGACGCGCAGUCGCCAGACCAGCGCGCAUACCAGAACCUCGUGCAGUUCGAGCACGGCGUUCGUUUACUACUACCACGCUUCCAGCGACUGACAGCAUCCUUACAAGACCCAGAGAAGCCGCCAACAACGCAGCAGCUUGCCGAGGCGAGCAAAGUCCGCAAGCGGCUCACAGACGCCUUUACACAGUACGAUGCUGCAGCGAGGCGUAUACGUGAUUUGCCAACCGAGAGUCCGACCCAGCAACGCUUGCAAAAAGCCGUUUACCAGCAAGCCUACAACUUCCUGCAUGUUCACAUGCUUCCCUUGAAGUCUCUGCCCAAAGUGAUGCGGAAGGCCACUACAUCUAGCCCUCUCCGCAGCCCUCCGCUUACGAACGGGAAGCCGAAGGGAGCGAUUGCCUCCGUCCUGACAAAUGGCGCAACGGAUCGUCCGAGCAGUAGCCGCACGAGCAGCAGUGUCAGCUCCGCGCAAAUCACCGCCUUGGAGGCUGAAGAGAAGCAGCUUCGUGAGCGCCUGAUCGUGCUUGAGGAGCAGAAGUUCUUCGUUGAGGGGAUGAUCGCUGAUGCGAACAAGCGGCGCAAGUUCGAUGAGGUGGCGGCGCUGGCGCAGAAUGUUGAAGACCUCAGUAAGGAGGUUGAUCAGAUUCAGGGGCAGUUGGCGGGGAUGGAUUUUGCCGGGGCUUAUGGGGCGGAGGGCGGUUGAAGGCCGGGAGGAAACGGAGUCAAACUAUACCAUGAGCAUGAAAGAUGCAGGCUUCCGGGAAGCAUUGGCUGUCGGCUUAUAGACGCUAAGUCAUACAAGCGCAGCACUUUUGGACGCAGACGCUUCAGAGACGGAAAGUUGCAGGCGUCGUGCCACAUGGAGGCUAGCGCUACGCCGUCCCUUUGAAAGGAGGACGGUGCCACAACUUCGGCGAGCGGGUGUG